This is a messenger RNA of Rotaria socialis, 1020 nucleotides long. Lineage: Eukaryota; Metazoa; Rotifera; Eurotatoria; Philodinida; Philodinidae. The record is from the annotation of a GenBank genome assembly.
AUGACACGACGUAAAAUUCUUUUCUUUGCUUCAAAAUCUUAUGAUGAGAAAACAUUUAGAGCAGCUCUCAAAUCAUUAAAUGGUCAAGAUAAACUGCAUUUUACUUUUCUUGAGAGUAAAUUGAGUGAAGAAACAAUUUCCGAAGCUCAAGGUUUUGAUGGAAUAUGCAUUGUUAAUAGUGAUGCUCGUAAUUCAAAAGUCAUGGAAAAAAUACACGACAUGUGUGAUACUGUGAAAAUAAUUGCUUUAAGAAGUGCUGGUCAUAGUGGUUCUUCUGUUGAAAUAGCUAAACAAUAUGGUCUUCAUGUAUGUCGUGUACCAAGUUAUUCACCACAUGCUGUUGCUGAACACGCAGUUGCUCUUUUAUUAUCACUCAAUCGUAAUAUGCAUCAUGCAUUUUUCCGAACAAAAUUACAUAAUUUUAGUUUGGACGGUCUCGUUGGUAUUGAUAUUUUUGGUAAAACUGUUGGUAUUAUUGGAGCUGGUAUUGUUGGCAUGUGCGCAAUUAAGAUCUUUUUAGGAUUUGGCUGUAAAGUUUUAGCUUACGAUAUUAAACCUAAUGAAAAUGCUGCUAGAGAACAAGGUUUUCAAUAUGUAACAAUCGAUGAGUUACUCACAGAAAGUGAUAUUAUUUCUCUUCAUGCGCCAUUGAAUGAUUCAACCUAUCAUCUGAUUAAUCGAGAAGCUUUAAAUAAAAUGAAAUUUGAUGCAAUGUUAAUUAACACAAGUCGUGGUCCCCUAGUUGAUGCAAAUGCUCUUGUUGACUGUCUAAAGUCAGGAAAACUACGUGGAGCUGCACUUGAUGUUUAUGAACAUGAAGAUAAAUAUUUUUAUAAGAAUUAUAGUCAACGAAUUAUGAAUGAUGAUAUAUUAGCACGUUUGAUUUCAAUGCACAAUACAAUUGUGACAUCGCAUCAAGCAUUUCUUACAGAAGAAACAUUGAAAACAAUCGCAGAAUCUAUUAUUCAGAAUUUUCUUGAGUUUUUCAAUCAAUUACAAACUGACAGUGUAAAAGAGUAA